Messenger RNA from Daphnia pulicaria, 1848 nucleotides. Its product is annotated as probable glutamate receptor. The record is from RefSeq and is a predicted model, not a curated record. The transcript has a single exon. Bases 1 to 1848 code for a protein of 615 amino acids. Gene Ontology annotation, biological process: monoatomic ion transport. Lineage: Eukaryota; Metazoa; Arthropoda; Branchiopoda; Diplostraca; Daphniidae. Gene Ontology annotation, molecular function: glutamate-gated receptor activity. Gene Ontology annotation, cellular component: membrane.
AUGUUGUCUCCAAUUCACACGGUUUUGCUGCUGAUCCUGCCGAUCCCGCUGGCCGUUUCUCGCGAUGACCAGAGAACCAUCCAAGUCAUUUCCGAGCUGCUGAUGAUCGACUCCAAAUGUCCGGCAACUAUAGUCGUCCACCAAUUCGGUCCUUCAAUCGGAGAAGAGGCUGUCGAAGAAGAUGUAUUGGUGAACAAAUUCAUUGAAAUUAAUCAGCAAUCAAAUUCUGUUAUCCUCCUGGAAAUUUCAUCCCUGAAGAACUUUAGCUGGAACAUCUCCGAGCCAUUGUGCCAAAAUGUCGUGAUUUUCAGUCGGCAAAUUGAAAAGGUAAUUUCAAUUUACCGACAAAUCAAGAGCAAUUUCUACGUCAACAAAUUGGUCGUUGUGGCCAAAUUUUCCGCCGAGGAAACUCGCCGUCUCCUGUUUGCCAUUCAGAACGAGAAACUGUUCGUUUUGCUGGAGAAAAUCGGCAGAGACCUGGAACUUUAUUCCUGGGCGGUCAACAAUCAAACGAGUUUGACGACAAUCAGAAGCCAUUCCAAAGUGAGCACGGAAAUGGGUAAAAAUCAAUCGGUCAAGUUACUGGGCAGACAUUUGCUGAUUGCCACGCUGUCCUAUCCGCCAUCCGUCGUGAUCGAUGUCGACGGAAGGAUUCGAGGAAUCGAGCCGUCCGUCAUGGAAUCCUUGGCCGAUCAUUUGCACUUUACCUACGACUUUGUCCAGACGUCGCCCAACGAAAUGUGGGGCGAAAUAUUCGGUUCCGAAGGCCAUUUCUCUUUUACCGGAUUGCUGGGCAUGCUGGCCCGGAAGGAAGUCGACCUCGCCGUUGGAGGACUCUACAUUUCCAGCAUCCGGGCACCCUUCAUCAGCUACACCGAAGUCUACAACAUUGGCUACGAAACGUUUCUCGUUCCGGCUACACAGCCCUACGCCAAAUGGACGGCCCUGUUUUAUUCCUUCACCUGGCCCACUUGGAUGGCCACCAUCGCCUCCGCCGUCGUCGUGGUCAUCAUGCUCUACCUGGUGGCAAAUUACUCGUCACAAAGUUCUCCUUCGACGACGAGAAAUAACGUCUUUGCUGAUUUCCAGUUCUGCUGCCUCUACGUCAUCGGAAACUUGUCCAACAUGCAGGUCCAGCCGCAGAACAUCACAUCAAACGCCAACCGGAUGUUCAUCAUCUGGUGGCUGUUCGGUGCUCUCAUCCUGACGACCGGCUACCGUUCGGGACUCAUUUCCUACAUGACGUUUCCGUUCACGCCGCCGAGCAUCGACACCCUCCAACAAUUGGUCGACAGCUCGUUAAAGAAACUGGUUUUUGGCGGUUUCCUCAAGUCUAUUCUCCUCAAUUCGACCAAGGAGCUGGAGAGGAAGAUAGGAGAGGACCUGAUUCCCAACUACAACCUGACGGGGAUGUUCGUGUCACUCGGGUCCGGCUCCUCGGCCGUCCAGUCCAAUUUGAAUAAUCUUCUCUACAUGGCGGCCACCAUGUACCCGACGACGGCCGCCGGACCAAGAGUUCACCUCAUCAAGGAGAAUAUCAUGCCGGCCUGGGUGGCUUUUGGUUUGCAGAAGAACUCUCAGCUGAAACCGCACUUUGACAAGGGCAUCCAGCGUUUGAUCGAAUCCGGCUUGAUCGACCACCACACGACGAUGUUCGCCAAAAAACUGGGCAAGUGGAACCCGAAGAAAGCCAGCAACGAUCUCAUUUCCUUUUCGUUGGAUAGCUUGCAAGGAGCGUUCUAUUUGCUGGGAAUAGGAGUCGUCGGAUCGAUUCUCAUUUUCGCUAUUGAGAUUAGCCUAAAAUCUGUCAAACGUUUAAGGCCCAAAAAAGACAAACUGUUUUGCUGA